Messenger RNA from Macrobrachium nipponense, 1475 nucleotides. RefSeq lists its product as uncharacterized. Bases 57 to 920 code for a protein of 287 amino acids. The record is from RefSeq and is a predicted model, not a curated record. NCBI's taxonomy places the organism in Eukaryota, Metazoa, Arthropoda, Malacostraca, Decapoda, Palaemonidae. The transcript has 2 exons.
GCAUCUAUAUCAGUGACAGCUAGACUAGUGUGCCCUACCCAUCCAAAAAAUAAAAUAUGCGCUUCUCGUUUGUAUUCUUAGUCGCCUCUUUGGGGCAUCGACUCGCUGUGGUGGUGGGCACCACCGUCUGCCUGGAUUACUUGGCCUGCUACAACGAGCUGUUCAUGAACUACUCGCAAUUCGAGAUUUACUUCGAGGACCUCGCCGUCAGGACAGCCAACGCGUGCGGGGACUUCUGCCAGGGGCGCCAGCCAGAGGCGCCCUUAGUGAUGGCCAAAAUGAUCCCCAUGAACGAACGGCUCGUCUGUGGUUGCGGUGGCGAGGGAGCUCUGGGUAACUACUCAGGCGUCGUGGAGGACGACCUUUUUUGCAAGAAGUGUCCUGACGGGAGUCGGCAGAAGUGCGGCGGCGCUGAAACAGUCAGUAUCUACAGAAGAAUCUCCGACGACGAAGACUGCGACAAGGAUACGUACGGCGUGCCUUCGUUGAUGGUUCCGACGACCACGGUCAAACCGACCGGAAGUCCUACAGUAGUCAGUAUGAUACACAUCGGAUGUUACGACGAAAGCAACAUCAAUCAAUCUCCGGUGGCACUGUAUCACAUGAUGUGGCCGCAGACCUCCAUUGACGAAUGUUCUACCAUUUGCAGAAGCACGGCGUUCCACACUUCGCAUCUCAUCUUGAAACUUCUGAGUGAAAGUGAAUUGCUCUGUGGUUGCGGGUCACACGGCAGCAUAGGGGAGCCCUUGGCCAAGGCAGACUGCAGCCGGGGAGGUCCUGCGAGCCAGCAGUGUCAGUUCGGGUGUCCUGCAGGGACCUACAGCGUUUACUCCCUAAAUGGUUCUGAAAGUGCCAAGCCUGUGUUUCUUGUUAUUCUGUCCUUUGUUAUACAAUAUUGCUGUUACUGGGAUAUAAAAUGAUUCGGGCAAUAAUAGGGAGUUUUGCUCAAUAUACAGUUGAUAAAAAUGGGACCUUUUGUUGAGUAUGAGUGAUUUCAGCGAUAAUUUUUUAUAUAUAAUUGAUAGCUGUUAUUGGAAUAUCGGGGAAUAAUAGGUUCAGUGAUAAAUUUGUGUGUGUUUUUUAUAUACAUAAUUGAUAGCUAUUAUUGGAACAAACAAUGACUAUGAGAUGUUCCAGAGUUGUUUUGUUCUUAGAGACAAAUGCAAUAUAAAGCAAAUGGUAAUGGAAAUUCUUGUUGUGUAGGUGUGAUAUAUAAUUUAUUUUUUCAGUGUUUUAAUGUGACACAGUCUGGCAUACUUGGCUGAACUUUGAAGUACGUAAUGUUUAUAUGAAAUAAUCAAACACUUUCAAAAUUACGUCAUAAAUAACUUGUCAAUUCUUUACUUCUGGAAUUAAGUCACGAUAUUCUAGGUAAUAAUUUAUAUUAACUUUUUGCGAUAGUAUUUUCCUGACUAAUGAAAGCCAUCCAUGUUCUUAGUUCUUUUCAGUUCACGAAUAAAGUUGAUUUGAUUUUA